Actinia tenebrosa (Australian red waratah sea anemone) is the source of this 4895-nucleotide messenger RNA. RefSeq names its product vitellogenin. The record is from RefSeq and is a predicted model, not a curated record. NCBI's taxonomy places the organism in Eukaryota, Metazoa, Cnidaria, Anthozoa, Actiniaria, Actiniidae. Gene Ontology annotation, biological process: lipid transport. Gene Ontology annotation, molecular function: lipid carrier activity.
CCUUGCUCGUUUGAUAGCGGCCCAUACUCCAGGUUGAGCUAGACUAGGAGAUAUGAAGACUGCUUUGGUGUUCUUGCUCUUGGUGGCUGUUACACACGCCUUUCCUCUUGCUUUCGAGAAAGGAAAGCGUUACACUUUCAAGUACGAAGCCGAAGUGGUGCACUCCAUCCCUGGAGGUGCCAGCAAACAAAUUGGACUGCGACUAAGAUGUGACUGUCAAGUGACUAUGAUCAAGAGAGAGGAGGCCCAAAUCAAGCUGGAAAACGUGAAGAUCGUACAGCUUGAAGUGUCGACAAGUGAACGUGAGACACCAAUCGAGGCCGUUCCUCAAGCCAUAGCACAGCUUCAACAGCAUCCCAUCGACGUGGUGUUCUCAGCUAGUGGACAAGUGAAAGCUAUCCGUGUGAGUCAGAAUGGCCCUGAAUGGUCUCGUAACAUCAAGCGUGGUAUUGUUAACAUGUUCCAGAUUGCACCCAAAGUAGAAGGUCAGGACCCCAAGCACAUCUUAGCCACGAAGGCUCCUUUGGUUAUCAUGCAGAAAGAGCCCACCAUUGUCGGACACUGCCCUGUGGUGUACAGCAUCGUGCCACAGGUAGUCCAACAAGCCGGAAACAAGGCCCAAGUGUGUCAUGUCACCAAGACUAUCCAGUAUGAGAACUGUGCUUCAAGACCAACCAUCAAGGAAAACAUCUUCCUGGGUCACCUUUGCCCAUCAUGUCAAAAGAGCCUUGGAUACGUUCCUUACCUUCGUCAUGCAGGUCAGGUUGAAGCUGUUCUUCAAGACAGGUUUUUACUCAAAGCCAUGGCCGAGGAGCAACACGUAUUUACGCCAAUGUCUGAGCUAAGUGGCCAGGUCGUCGCUAAAGUCAGGCAGCAACUGAAGUACCAGGCCCAGUCUUCUUCUCAAUCUGCAGAGUCGAUACAAUCAGCCGUUGACACUGCUUUGACCUUCAAACUUGUUCACCCUGAAGAUGAAGUGAAGCAAAACCAGGCCUACAAGGAACAAAUCAAAACAAAGUGCCGAAAUACAACGCUAACUUGGCGGUUUCUUCGAACUUGCUUUUUGGUGAAGCAACUUCUUCAAAAGCUCCAAACCGAGGCACAGAAAGAUAUAUCAAGUCACUUGGCCCAACAGACGGUCCCAGACCUUGUUGCCCACAUUAGGUUGUGUGAUGAAGCAACGCUGGAGAUUGUCUUCCAACAGGUUGCACAAAUGAAAGAUCAGACUGUCAAGGAUCUUUGCUUCGAUGCUCUGUCUCUUGCUGGUACAAAAGAAGUAAUGUUGCUAUUGAAGAAGAAGUGUGCCUCACUCUCCUUGGCCUCGUUAAGACGUAUCAUGAUCAGCCUUGUAUUCGUCCCCAAAGUCCAGCCUAUCCAUGUGGACACUCUUCUGGAUGUGUGCGAGAAUGUCCAAAUCGUCAAGAGCCACAUGUGGCUUCGUCGUCAAUGUCUCUUGUCCUACAGUGCUUUGGUUAACAGGCUAUCCAAGUGCCCAGAAGCAGAGCAAAGCACGGAUAUCAGGACUUCUCUUCACACUGCUGUCCAGACUUUGGAGAGCAAGAUCAAACAAGUCACAAGCGAAGAAGAAAAACUGAUGUACCUGAAGGCCAUUGGCAACGCUGGAUUCCAAGAACACCAAGCUACUAUUGUCAGCCUCCUUCUGAACACUCAACUAUCGACUGGGUUACGAGUAGAGUGUAUCUGGGCUUUGAGGAAGAUGGUCCACUUGAACAAAGAUGGAUUGCGCAGUAAACUCAUCCAGAUCUUCGCCGACCCAAACAACGACGCUGAACUGCGCAUGGCUGUAGUAGCAGUACUGCUGGACAAGGAACCAACGUUCCUGAACAUGCAACUGUUAGUAAACAUCGUCCGAAGAGAGCGCGAGAGUCAGGGUCCAAGGUCCAACCAAGUUGCAUCAUGGGUAAUAUCCAAGCUUCAGUCUAUGGCUUCGCAUGAUAAUAAUAUCCUCAAAAUUAGAGCCAGAUGUGCACGCCUAGCCCUCCGAUUUGCACCAAAGGUUCAGUUUGAAAUUCAAUACUCCUUGGCCACACGUAUUUCGAGGUUUUCUGAAAAACUCCUUAGCGGUUUUGAGAUGGAUGUCAACCGUAUCCAAGUCGCAAACAGCUUCAUUCCACGCAACACUAACGCGAGGUUCCGCUGGCAUAUCAUGGGCUACAGAUUUGACUUCUUGGAGAUGGGAGCACGUGUAGAAGGACUUGAAGAUGUCAUUCAAGAUGUGCUGUCAAUGAUUCGAUCCCGUCAGAAGAGAUCCAUUUGGAGUUCCGUCAUGAGUUUCUUUGAUCCUGAAGACAGCACAGCAAACCCAACAUCCGGCGAUUCAGAAAACCUAUCGGACAACAGCCAAACUAGACCAACAUCCAGGCAAUCAACCAGGCAAUCAACCAGGCAAUCAACCAAGCAAUCAACCAAUCAACCAACCACAAACCCAUCCCACGAGUCUAAGAACUUUCCCAAAAACACCGACGUCUCGAUGUUCAUCAAGCUGUUCAACCAAGAAAUCUUCUACACUAAAAUUACUCCCCAAAUCAUUGAUGAACUUGUUAGUCAGAUCAAGAGCCUCUUGUUGGGCGAGAAAGACGAGAUUCGAACUGCCCUUGGAGCAAUGAAGAUCACCAAAGACAGCAUUCAAAUCCAACAAAGUGUCACCAAGGCUUUCCUGUUUGCACAUGCUCAACAGAUGGUACCUACGCUGGCUGGCUUGCCUAUUCACCUUCAUCUUGUCUCUAGCUUAGUCACCGGUGUGAAUAACAACAUCAACAUCAAAUGUGAACCUUCUUUGUUCAAACUCCUCUCAGCAUCAAGUCUGUCAACCUCGAUGAACGUCAAUGCUAAGAUCUCUGUCUUCACCAAGGCUCACAUCAAGGUCCAUACCCCAUUCGUACGAGUUGGACUCAAGUUGCAGAACACCAUUCAAUUGAGGCCACAACUAGGAUUUGAGAUGAAGGCUCGUUAUGGUCACUCUUACACGUUUGUCAUCCAAAACCCAACACAGGUUAAUGACGUCUUGAUGAUCAGUCCCGAUCCAACCAAUCAACAAGCAGUUGGUAUGUGUGGUGUUGUCGAGAUCCAACAAGUACAACAAUUCAAGGUCACCGAACAUGAAGUUCCCUUAAACGUCAACAAACAGCAUAUUGUUCAGCUUGAAAGGAUGUGCUAUGGCGAAGAUACCACUGGCGUAGCGACCUGCAUUUCUGGACGUGUCCCUGACCUUUCUUCCCUGAGAUUCAAGGACAUCCCUUUCCUAACUACCCUUGCACAAACUAACAUUCUUGUCCAGUCAACGCCAAAAGAUCAAGUCAAGCAGAUUGAAAUUCAAGCAGAUGUGAAGCAGAAUACCAAAGAAAACAUGAUUGGACAAAUCAUGUACAAAGCAAACGGCAAAAGCACUAGACGUGAGGUCCCCAUCGCCUUCAAAUACGACUACAGCAAGAACCAACUUGUCAUCUCUGUAACCAAAAAGUCCCCAUUGACGUGGGGAAUGAACCUACGUGUUGACUUCAAACGACUGACAAAAGUCGAAGCUCUGCUGAAGUUCAAUGGACAGCAAAAGUACGAGAUGAAUUUGGAAAGCAUUAUUGAACAGCAGACUGGAAAACAAAUGAAAGUCAAGCUGGGAUGGAACAAGCUGCCAGCGUAUUUGAAAGAAGUCCUCAAGAAAUACGAACCCCAGAUUCUGUACUUCUUGCAAAUGUUUGGCUCAGUCUCCACGCAACAGAGAAGCAAGAGCAGGAUCCAAAUAAUCAUUCAGAUAACAUCCCCACUGACCGCUCAGAUUCGUGCUUCGAGCCCACUGGGUCAAAUCCAGACAAAACAGCUGUCUCUCCCAAUGAAAGUAUCACGCCUCCCUCUGUCUCUCCAGGAAAUACUUCGAUGGCCUUUCGGUCAGUGCAGGCUUCAGUCAUCUAGCGCACACCAACACAGAAUUUCAAUCUUCGACCAGAAAUCUUACUCCCUCUCCACCCGAAAAGAGAGCACUUGUCAACACAUUUUGGCCCAAGAUAAGGAAGGAAAACUCGUUAAAGUCGCUGUUCAAGCAGAGAAACAAGGACAACUGCGUCUGAUCAUUCUAGUUCUGCAACCAAGAAAGACCACGAUUGUAGUGAAUCCCAACCUCUCAGUUCUGAUCAACAAUAAGCCAUGCACAGAAAAGGUCUGCAAGGAGCAAGGCAUUGGUCGAGUGGUCAGGAGAGAACAACGAGUUAAAAUCAACCUGAAUGUCAAGCACUUUAUUGAAGUCAAUUACAAACGCGACGACAUCAGCAUUCUGGCUAGUCCCACUCUCCGAGACAGGGUGCGAGGUCUUUGUGGUGACUAUAACGGCGAGGACUACAAAGAGCUGAGGAACCCACAGGGAAAAGUUCUAUCGAGCAUCGAAGACUUUGCCCGCUCCUGGAGGAUUGAGUGCUAAGGUUAAAAUGGAGCAUCAGAUCACAGAUAACCGGACCAGAACAAGCUAAAUAGAUGAAUUCUUUAGUUUUCUUGAGGGAAUUUCGUUUCUAAAUGGUGUAGGGAUAAUGUAGUCUCAGACUUUAUUUUAUUAUUAUUCUAUUAUAAUUUUCAUAAGGUUUGUAGUUUUUGUUUUCACAAAAUGAGAAAAAUCACAACUGAAGGACUAAUGGUAUUGUCAAUAACUUUUGGAAUCUGUUAAAAAUAAUCCCUAUUUGUAGGUCUUUUAAAACAAUUCCUUUUGUAUAUCAUCGUUUCCUAGAUUUUGCAUGUCUAUUUGACCAUAAAAUUUAACCAUACAUUGUGUUUUAAGUACCAAAGUCAUUUCAUUUCUGUUUAGUGAGAGCACGACUGCAACCUUUAGGUCUUUUAUUUUGUCAUUUCUUUUACAUUUUUUUAAUUUUUCAAUAAAGGUAUUUUGCAUUGAA